AUGGCGACCAAGAGCCAUCUGAACCUGGUGCGGCUGCUCCGCAAGCUGGCGGAGCGAAUGGAGCAGAUUGUGGUGUAUGAAUUUAUGGCGAACGGUGACCUCGACCGCUGGAUCGGAGCAAACGCACCCCACCCUCUCACAAUGCAGCAACGGCUGAGCAUUCUCAUAGGCAUGGCAUGGGGACUAGAGUAUCUGCACAGCUUUGGCAUCGUGCAUCGCGACAUCAAGCCCGCCAACGUCCUGCUGGACGCACGCAUGCAUGCCAAGCUCGCUGACUUCGGGCUGGUGCGACUUGGGGAAGGUACAUCUGUGGCGGCUACAAGAGUCAUGGGCACACCAGGCUAUGUGGACCCCGCUUACUACCGCUCCCACAAAGCCACUCCCAAGGCGGACGUGCACAGCUUUGGCGUGGUGAUGCUGGCGGUGAUCACGGCUCGCAAGGCCGUCUACAACAUCGAGUCAAACCAAGUCAACCUCAAGCAGUGGGUGAGUGUGAGAAUAACACGAAAUAAUGCAUCCCUCGUGGCAGCAGGGGACGUGGCAGCACUCAAGGACCCGCACCUGCAAGCACCGGACGACUUGGUGCUGCGCAUGGCACGCCUGGCCCUCACCUGCACCGCCAUGCCCACGGCGUCUCGCCCGGGCAUGAGCCGCGUGCUGGCGGAGCUGCUGCUGCUCAAGGAGGAGUUCUAUGGGGAGGACGAGGACCGCAUGGCUGCCCGCAUCGACCACGAGAUUGAGAGCUCUGGGCAGGCGGAUUUUUGCUUAGAGAUGGCUCGUAUAGAGGGGAUUCAGGUUGGUAGUGACAUCACAGGAAAGCCAAAAAGCUGA
Molecule: messenger RNA, 831 nt
Organism: Closterium sp. Yama58-4
Lineage: Eukaryota; Viridiplantae; Streptophyta; Zygnematophyceae; Desmidiales; Closteriaceae
Source: the annotation of a GenBank genome assembly